Molecule: messenger RNA, 1331 nt
Organism: Moneuplotes crassus
Lineage: Eukaryota; Ciliophora; Spirotrichea; Euplotida; Euplotidae
Source: the annotation of a GenBank genome assembly
UUAAAUUUUUAAUAAUGAGUUCCAAACAGGGCUCUCUUAAUAUAAAUAUCGCUGAAACAGCUAAGAGACUUAAAAAUGCUACUUGUGGCUUUGAAAAAGUAUGGGAAAGAAUUGUUGGAUAUCCUCUUUGCAAUUCGUGUCUGAACUUGUAUCUUCAUCAAUCAAAUAUUGCUCAUAAAGCUCCAAAUCUGAUCAACCUAAUGCAUGACUCUAUGAGCUACAAUCAUUUAAUGAACUUGGAAGAGCUUAAAAAUGAGAUCACAAAAGUUGUUAAUGAAGCACAUUGAAGGACCUCAGAUUUCUUCAAGUGUAACCACCUAAGGACUAAUUCACAAGCUCAAACACCCACAAAAGGAUGUAACUGAAUGAAAGCCUUGUGUAUGAAAUAUUGCAAAUGUUCUCAGGCUGGCCUCUCCUGCACCCAAAAUUGUUGUUGUAUUGGUUGCAAAAACCCUCAUCGGGAAAUAAAAGGUACCAAGCAGAUCAGUUUUAAGCCCGAAAAGAAGGAUUCAAAGAAUAAUUCCCCACCUAAUUUUCUUGAGAACAUGUCAAAAUUACUUUUGAGUAGUCUCAGAUCUCCAAAGUUCAGUGAAUUGAUCACAAAAAUUUCUCCAGCUCCUCAGCCCUUGAACAGGCUAAGCUCAUUGCUAAACAAAGAAAGUAAGAGAAAUGUUGUUCCUCCUUUCUCGUUAUUUGGAGGCCAAACUGAGCUGCAAGCCCAAUUUAGUAUGCUUACCUCUAACAGUCAUAAUGUUUUACCAAAUAAGACCCAAAAUUCUUUAAAUAGUAUGAUUUUGCAGACUUUGAAAACGAAAGAGAGCAACCAUCAAGCAAGAGAUUCAAUCAAAGCAAGGAUAAGUAUGGGACAGAUCUUAACUCCAAAGGCAAGGUAUUCAGAAGAGAAAGGGUCUAGGAGGAGGGAAACCUGGCUCGAGGUCUCCAGUGAUGAGGAAAACACAUGUGAAGGUGCUUUGAAUGAAAAUUCCUCCAAUACAAAACCAAGAACAAAGAUUGACUAUGUUUCUUUGCUAAAAAAAUUCCGAGAGAAGAGAGAUUUAUCCAUUCUGGACAAAUUUGUUGAAUCUAGGAAUGUUUGCAAAACGAGUGAUGUUAAAGUCAAACCCGCUCCAAGAAUUAUGAGCAGGAAGAAGAUAAAGAACUAUGAUGCUCCUCUAAAAAUCAGAAAUCAAGAGCUCUCAAGUGCUGAAAGCGAAUCAAUUCUGGAGCCUUCGGCUCCAAACCCAUAGAAGCUUAGGAGGAGUUGUCUCCUCUAAUUUUCAUAUGCUUCUAGCUAAGCACUCUUUUUAUUUUUAGAAAUAAAUUUAAUCUCA